UAACCGUUAUAAAAGUUUCCCAUAGUAAAAGCACAGCAAAGGGAUCCGGAACUGUAUUUAGUUUGCUGCAUGUAGUCGCUGUUUGAGCGGGGAUUUAUUUCGGUGCUGCACUUUCUUCCCACAUGGUUAACGGCACUUCCUGUCCAUGUUGUUGUGAGCGCUUUUCAGAAUGAAGCUGCUGACGCACAACAUGCUCACGUCACACGUGAAAGGGGUCACGUGUGGAUAUCCGCUUCUCAUCCAGGCAACGGAAGUGAAGCUGAAUGACGUCGAUUUCAACGCCGAGUUCGUCGCGCGGAUGAUUCCCAAAAUGGAGUGGAGCGCGCUGGUGGGGGCGGCCGACAGCUUGGGGCACCUGAACGAUCUUCCCAAAGAUCUGAUUUCAGACUACGAGAACAACGAGGACUUCCUGCGCAAAGUGCAUCACAUCCUGCUGGAGGUGGAGGUGCUGGAGGGGACCCUGAAGUGCCCAGAAUCGGGGCGCGAGUUCCCCGUCUCCAAGGGGGUCCCCAACAUGCUGCUUAACGAGGACGAGUCUUAAGACACCCCGAGACCUUCUGAUGAAAAAAAUAAAAAGAGGGGAGAGAGAUAGACAGGGUUAGGGUGUGUCUCAGUGUGUGUUGUCAUGUGAUCUGUUGUGUGAAAAUCAUGUGAUAUCUACUUACCCUUUACCCACCCAGUCCUGGGUAGAAUAAGAAAUUCGGCAUAAAAACUACAGCUCCCAGCAUGCCUCAGCACUGGUAGUAACAGCUAGAGGAUGAUGGGAGUUGUAGUUCUUUACACAGAUAAAAGCACAGGACUACAUUUCUGAACAUGCAUGCUGGGAGGUGGAAGAGGAUCACAUCCUGGUUUUUCUUUGUGUUGUGCUCAAGGUAAAAAUAGUUGUUUUAUAUUUAAAUAAAUAAAGGUUUUGCAAUUGCUCCA
This is a messenger RNA of Acipenser ruthenus (sterlet), 924 nucleotides long. RefSeq names its product multifunctional methyltransferase subunit TRM112-like protein. Lineage: Eukaryota; Metazoa; Chordata; Actinopteri; Acipenseriformes; Acipenseridae. Bases 170 to 541 code for a protein of 123 amino acids. The transcript has 5 exons. Gene Ontology annotation, molecular function: protein heterodimerization activity. Gene Ontology annotation, biological process: rRNA (guanine-N7)-methylation; tRNA methylation; peptidyl-glutamine methylation. The record is from RefSeq and is a predicted model, not a curated record.